GCACAGGUUGUAAUGAUGGACUAUUUGUUUGCCUGUCUUUGUCUCGCCCUGCAGCUGGUGCAUGAGAACGUGCACCGAGUCUUGGAGGGCAGGUGUCGCCCCAGACGCAGCAGAGAGAAGCUGCUCGCUUUGUUCCCGUCUGCCAGCGGCGCCGUCCAGCCCUUCCUGUGGAAGGACCAGACGCUCCCUGACCGGCUCCUCCUUUACCCGCCGCCGUUUGGCUUCAAAGGGCUUAAAGGCAAAGUCGAGAACCUGCUGACGCUGCUGCCAGCGGCCAACCCUGACGUGGGACCAGAGGAGGCUUCUGAGAAGUGUCGCCGCUGUGUGGUGGUGGGGAACGGGGGCGUGCUGAAGGGCCUGGAGCUCGGUCAGCACAUCGACCGUUUCCACACCAUAAUCAGGUUGAACAGCGGCCCUCUGGGAAAGCACACGGGCGACGUGGGGAAUCGAACCAGCAUCAGAAUGAGUUAUCCUGAGGGCACGCCCCUCCACUGGGCAGACACAGACCCUCAUUCUGUGUUCGUGGCCGUGAUCUACAAAAGCGUUGACCUCAGCUGGAUCUCAGCCAUGAUCAGGAAGCUUGGCGUGUCGUUUUGGGACUGGUUCUUCUUCUGGCAGAGAGUUCCACGGGAAAUUCCUCUAGAUCCCUCAAGGUUCCGACUUCUGAAUCCCGACGUCAUCAGGCAGACUGCCUUGGACUUCCUGAAAUACCCUAAACCCAGGUGGCGCCUGUGGGGCUGGGACCAGAAUGUACCGACGCUGGGUGUGACUGCACUGAGCUUAGCCAGCCUGCUGUGUGACGAGGUCAGCUUGGCGGGAUUUGGCUACAACCUGUCCCAGCAGGGGGCGCCACUGCAUUACUAUGACAACCUGCCCAUGAGGCUCAUGCAGCAGGAGAAGAUGCACAACGUGGACAAAGAGACUCAGUUCCUGCACAAACUGGUGAGAGAGGGGGUCAUCAGCGACCUGACCGGAGGAAUCCACUGCCCCUUCUGCUCCAGCUGACCCCGUCCUGCAGGUAUUUCACUGCUCUACAAGCUCUGCUUUCGAAACUUUGCUAAAAUGCACGCCCAAAGGACAAAGAAGAAUUAAGAGAUUUUAUGCAAUUAUGGUCAUAGUUUAUACUUCAGUUUCAGAUCUCCUGACAGAUAUUUGAAGCUGGCUUCAGAUAUUUUAUUUUUAUGUUGUGAAAGCUGUUCAUCAUUCUAAUAUUGUCAUUUUCAGGUCUUUGAGAACUAACAUGAAAUGUUUUAUUUUGUUUUUAAUAAACAGAGUUAUUUAUUACUGACAUUUCAACUACAAUCCUAAAUAAUGUUGAUGACACAAAGAAAUAAAAUAUGUAGAAGAUUA
Messenger RNA from Poecilia latipinna (sailfin molly), 1350 nucleotides. RefSeq names its product ST3 beta-galactoside alpha-2,3-sialyltransferase 5 (gene st3gal5). The coding region runs from base 13 to 1005 and encodes 330 amino acids. NCBI's taxonomy places the organism in Eukaryota, Metazoa, Chordata, Actinopteri, Cyprinodontiformes, Poeciliidae. The transcript has 5 exons. The record is from RefSeq and is a predicted model, not a curated record. Gene Ontology annotation, molecular function: lactosylceramide alpha-2,3-sialyltransferase activity.